AGACCAAACAAGCCGCUUGCCGAUGUUUGUUGUCAAUGACAGCCGCCUGCUAGCUGAAGUCAUGGCGUUGCUUAAACAAAGUUGCUGUGUAGCGGGUCGUUUUUCCACAAACCACCUAUGGCUGAGUCCUAGAUCCAUCCCACAUAUUUAUACAAGUAAUCUGACAACUGCGGCCAAAUCUUCUCCAGAGCGGACAGACAGGAAGAAGGAGCUGCUGAGCGAAGACGGGCCUGAUCUGCAGGACUUUAUUUCAGGGGAACUGUCGGAGAAAAGCAAGUGGACAGAGUACAGAGGCAACCUGAAGAGACAGAAAGGAGAGAGGCUGAGGCUUCCUCCGUGGCUGAAGACUGAGAUCCCCAUUGGAAAGAACUACAACAGGCUGAAAAACACGCUGAGAGACCUGAACCUGCACACAGUGUGUGAAGAGGCUAGGUGUCCAAACAUCGGGGAAUGUUGGGGAGGAGGAGAAUUUGCCACGGCCACUGCCACCAUCAUGCUGAUGGGAGAUACGUGCACCCGUGGGUGCAGGUUCUGCUCAGUAAAGACGGCUCGUCAACCCCCACCUCUGGACCCCGAUGAGCCGUACAACACAGCCAAGGCCAUCGCUGCCUGGGGGCUAGACUACGUGGUUCUGACCUCAGUCGACAGAGACGAUAUUGCUGAUGGAGGAGCAGCACACUUUGCUAAGACUGUUUGUCACCUGAAGGAAAGAAAUUCUCAGAUCCUGGUUGAAUGUCUGACCCCUGAUUUCCGUGGUGACCUGGCGGCUGUGGAGAAGAUCUCCCUGUCGGGGUUAGACGUGUACGCCCACAAUGUGGAGACAGUGCGUGAGCUGCAAAGAUACGUCCGUGACCCCAGAGCAAACUUUGACCAGUCCCUGAGCGUCCUGAAGCACGCCAAGAAGAUCAAACCCAGCGUGCUCACCAAGACUUCCAUCAUGCUGGGACUGGGAGAGACUGACCAACAGAUAAUGAACACUCUGACUGAGCUGCGAGGAGCAGGAGUGGACUGUCUCACGCUCGGCCAGUACAUGCAACCCACUAAACGCCACUUAAAGGUGGAAGAAUACGUUACUCCUGAAAGAUUUGCUCACUGGGAGAAAGUUGGAAAUGAAAUGGGUUUUGUCUACACAGCCAGUGGGCCACUGGUUCGAUCUUCCUACAAAGCAGGCGAGUUCUUCCUGAAGAAUCUACUGAAAAAGAGAAAAGCGGAAGCUGCAACACCACAAUGAGAAACUCAUCUCUACCUGCAAUAAGUAAAACAAAAUGUGCUUUGUUCACCAUCACAGCACUCCGUUGUUGUCAGGUGUAGUGCAGAAAACACCAAACAUAAUCCAACAAGUUUAAGAAUUUGUGCAGUUUAAAGGGUGCAAAGGUGACUAAAACAAAUCCUGUUAAAAGUUUAUGGACCACUAUGUUUAUUUUAAACACUUAUCCACAAGUGUCCACCUGUAACAGCCCAGAGCUGUUUAGGAAGAUCAAAGAAGGGCAUGUAGGCCGUGUCCAUGUAGCCCUGCCAGGACAAAUACAACCUAACAUGAGGACAAGCUGUAUUUUUCUCCUCAAGGGCUCGUAAAUCACAUCUACUCCAGCCAGAGUGAGGUUAGAAGCUUCUGACCUUAAAGCAGCUCUGCUGGAAGAGCUUUGAUGUCUGCUGCUCCGCUUGUGAUUUAAUCAAGCCGGAGUUGUUUUUGAGCAAAGUCUUUCAGUGACUGAGGUGAAGUUAUGUGUGAUUUUCAUUUCAAAUGCUCUGUUAAACCCUCCCUUGGAGAGUCUUAUGUCAGAAGCACUUUUUGGGAUUAUCAGUGUUCACAGUGUAAUCACUGGAUAAGACAGAUGUAUGGGGUACAAAACAGAUCUCUAAAAUGUAUAUUUGUAUUUACAGAAUUAAAAAUCUUCAGUCUGUA
Molecule: messenger RNA, 1906 nt
Organism: Melanotaenia boesemani (Boeseman's rainbowfish)
Lineage: Eukaryota; Metazoa; Chordata; Actinopteri; Atheriniformes; Melanotaeniidae
Gene: lias
Product: lipoic acid synthetase
Exons: 11
Coding region: 23-1231 (402 amino acids)
Biological process (GO): lipoate biosynthetic process
Cellular component (GO): mitochondrion
Molecular function (GO): 4 iron, 4 sulfur cluster binding; lipoate synthase activity
Source: RefSeq, a predicted model, not a curated record